Messenger RNA from Cyphomyrmex costatus, 1836 nucleotides. RefSeq lists its product as uncharacterized. Lineage: Eukaryota; Metazoa; Arthropoda; Insecta; Hymenoptera; Formicidae. The transcript has 3 exons. The coding region runs from base 163 to 639 and encodes 158 amino acids. The record is from RefSeq and is a predicted model, not a curated record.
GCCGAUCGCCGGUGCACGUGAAAUAAGACAAUAUCUGCUUGUAUACGACGUGAUCUAACCGGAUCUUUGCGCACUUACGCGGAGGAAAAAGCGGCUCCACUUUCCCAUCUAGUCUGCUAUUGACCGGCGGAGAUCCAGAGUUUGAACAGACCUCGGACGAAAAUGGACGGGAAAAUCUGUUACGUCAUAUUGAUUAUUUCAUUGUGGGCCAGUGUACAUCUGGGAAUGACUGCCCCUAAUUGGUCGAAAGAUUUAAGUGAAAGUUUGGAGUCAUUGAAUCAUAAUCUCCAUGAAUAUAUAACUAAACUAACCCAAGAUAUGAAUGAAAAUAUACAGAAUGUACUGGCAGAAGUCAAUAAAACAAUUGAGAAUCUAUCAACAGAAGAACACCAAGUAAUAACAAGUGGCGGCGCCAACGGCCUAAUUGUCCAGCCUGUAAAUGGUGUGACAAAGAUAAUUAUGAGCUAUAGGACACCAGAUGGAAAACAACACUACACUGUUGUUGAAGAACUAAUCGAUGGAAAAUAUCGGUAUCACGACGAAACUGUUUACAAUCCAAAUACUAACACUACCGAAAAGAUUCGCUGGAAAGAAAACCUCUCAACUGGUCAUCGUGAAUAUCUCUCGAAUGAGAAAUAAAACAAUGUUUUUAUUUUCAAGUUCUAUUUUAUAAUAUACCUACAAUUUACUUUACUUGACUCUUUAUUGCACAAAUUUUUCUGUUGAACGUAUUUGGCUGAAUUUUAGUAUACGGACAUUUUUGGAGUUGCUGAUUACAAAUCUUAAGGGGUAAUGGCACCUUGUGUGCCGAAAAAGUAGGGUCAUUUUUCGGAAUUUAUUAUGAAAGAAUGAAAAGAUUUAUUAAAAAGCGGCUUGGUGCAUAUAAAAGUACAUAUCUUUAACUACAUAAAAAAAUUUUUUUCAGAUUUUUUAAAAACAAAAUGGCGGCGUAUCAGCUUUCGCAGUAGGGCACUUGACUUUCCGCUGACCGCAUCGGGCGUACCGCUACAGGUCGCAAUUUUGCACCUAGAAUAAAAACCAACAUUUUUUCUUAAAAUAUAGCCCAAAAUCUAGUGCACAUCGUAGGAUUUUGCCGAAAAAUUGUUUUCAAAAGAAAUGGCAUCAAUUUGUAUUUUUGUUGUAUUUUUUAUCAAAAAAAUCGCUCGAAAGUUGGCUGUAGAAUCGUCAAAUUUUAAUUUUUAGAAAAAAUUCUACGAUGUACACUAGAAAAACAUGUUUUGAAGCUACAGUUAAAAUUUCAAGUCAAUCGGAUAAAAAUUGUAGACGCUAGAGGUACGCCCGUCUUGAAAAACAUGGUUUCGAGAAAAACGCGUUUAAAGUUUAAAGUAGUAGAAUUUCAAUGAAAUUUGUAUUUUACCUUUAAUCUGCGAUGCCUGCUCCAUACAACUGGCCUUCCAAAUGAAGAUUGUCUUCGUCUUCAUAAUAGAUACAACCGAUAUAUAAAAGAAUAUAGAUCACAACUGUACCGAUCUCGAGUGCACUGAAAAUACCUACAAUUCGGCUCUACGACUAUGCUCGGAAAAUCGAGUUUCGAACCCUUUACAUUAUUUCCCCCCCUAUAAUCAUGUUUGCAUAUCAUUCUUGGAUAGUUUAGGGAGUGUUUAAGUCAAUAAAAAAAAAUUGGAAAAAAAAAUUUACAAGGUGCCAUUACCCCUUAAUCAUGUCUGAUCACAAAUCUGAACGUCAUAUAAACAUACGUUACAUAAUUUGCUGAAAUGACUGGAAUUUAGUCAAAACGUCCGAAAAGGAAAUAAUAUUGUAUUGCUUUAUAUGUAUAAUUAUUGAAUAUAUAAUGUUAGCACAUCAUUAACCGUA